Magnolia sinica is the source of this 1353-nucleotide messenger RNA. Its product is annotated as CASP-like protein 5C1. Gene Ontology annotation, cellular component: membrane. Bases 761 to 1219 code for a protein of 152 amino acids. The transcript is spliced from 3 exons. The record is from RefSeq and is a predicted model, not a curated record. Lineage: Eukaryota; Viridiplantae; Streptophyta; Magnoliopsida; Magnoliales; Magnoliaceae.
ACGUGUCAGAUCCCAACCGCCCAAAACGAUAUACCCGGCAAUUCUACCGCCAUCUUUCCUGAAGAAAAGCUGGAAAAAGAGAAGCUUCUGCAAUCCAAAGCACCAGCAUCUGUCCUUCAAUUUCCCUCCUUUUCUCUGAAAUUCUGUCUAGCAGGGAAAAUAAAAAAACCAAAGGAAACCCGAUUCCCAAAUAGCUUUUGUUUGGGUUUUUAUCAUCGAAAUCUCCGGAAUUAUCUUUCUGUUUUCUUGGAAAUAAAGAAACAAUAGAAACCCAAUUCCAUAAAUAGCUUUUGAUUGGGUUUAUAUCACUGGAGGCUGCAGAAUUUUCUUUAUGUUUCUUUGGAAAUAAAAGAAACAAGAGAAACCCAACUCCCAAAUAGCUUUUGAUUGAGUUCUUCCAUACCAAAAUCUGCAGAACUUUUUUUCUUGAUUUUUUUCUAUAUAAAUCCAAGACUAGAGGAACCCAACUCCCAAACUGCUUUUGAUUUGAGCUCUCAUCAGAAUCUGCAGAUUUCGUUCUGUUUUCUUGGAUUUCUCUUCAGAAAUGGAAGAGAAGGGAAAUCCAACUGCUGCAUAGGUCUUCGUUGAGUUCUUCUAAUCAGAUUCUACGGAAAUCCUUGUUUUCGGUAAAGGGUAUUGUAUUUUUGAUUGAUGAGAAGCUUUGAAUGGCAAAUGGUGAGAAUUGAACGGCCAAGAUGAGCCGAGUCAAGGCAGAAGGCAAUCACCGCCGUCAAUUCCAUGCACCCCUUCUUUUCUACCUAUGGAUGAAAUGCCUGGGUCUUUCGGCACGAGCGCCAGCUUGUCACUGCGGUUGGGGCAGGCGCUCUUCUCGGCAGCUUCUCUUCUCUUCAUGUCUGUGGGCGUCGAAUUCUACAGCUACACCGCCUUCUGCUAUCUGGUAACGAUCAUGGGUUUGGUGAUUCCGUGGAGUUUUACAUUGGCAAUGGUGGACGGAUAUUCAAUCUUUGUAGGAUGUGGUCUUCGCCAACCAGGCAUUAUGGUGAUCAUCGUUGUCGGAGAUUGGGUCUUAUCAUUACUAUCGUUGGCAGCAGCUUGUGCUACGGCUAGUGUCAUCAAUGUCCUCCCCCACAUUAAUGGGUCCUACUGCCCAUCAAAGUUCUGCAGCAGGUAUCAGCUCUCUGCUGCGAUGGCUUUCUUGUCUUGGUUUCUUACCACCACUUCGUCUCUUUUCAAUAUGUGGCUGCUUGCCUCUUGGUGAUUCUCAUUCAACUUGGGCUAUUGUUGUCUUGCUGGUGAUAUCUGAGACUGUUCAUGAUGUGGUUGUGUCUAUAUAUUAUUGAUAUGAUUGUGGAAGGUGGAAGUGAGUUGUUAAUAAAAAUCAGAUUCUUCCCA